Tuber aestivum (summer truffle) is the source of this 821-nucleotide messenger RNA. Lineage: Eukaryota; Fungi; Ascomycota; Pezizomycetes; Pezizales; Tuberaceae. The record is from the annotation of a GenBank genome assembly.
CUAAGCACCACACUUCCCCCAUUCGCCUAACUCAGACUACGCCCCCUCUUGCAUUUUGCAUUGAUUUAUCAUUGAGGGAGGAACAGUUCCCCUUCCCUUAUUGUAUCUCCGUUCUCCCUUUCCCGCAUCUCUCGCUCGCCUUCAUCCUAUUUCACACCCUUUGUCCCUCCCCCUGGGUUUGUUAUUCACCAAGAUACGAUUUCCGAGUGGCUUCCCGUCCCUUCUCAAUAUUAUUUUCACCGGUUUGUGUGGGAUUAGGGGGAGCAACACGUCGCGUUUGCCAGGUUCCUUGCUCGCCGGGGAGGGCUCUAAUCGCCAAAUAUAGCCCCUGGACUCGACUCUCGACGGCUGAGCAGACCGUGACGGCUGCCGAGUGUGUUGGAGUGAAGCAGUAGGUCAGGAGAAAACCCCCCCCCUUCGGAUUUCCAGAAUUCCUUUUCUCGGUACUAUCCUUCACCAGACCUCGCCUCUCGUUUGCUCGCCUUGAAUCGUUUCCGACGCUUCCGAUUUACUACACCACGCCAACCAUUGCUACACUCUUUUGCCACAGCUUCCUACGAGUCGGUAGCAAUCUUGCUUUACAAAGGUUCCCCCCCAUUGACAGGUACCUAAUUUUUACAAUAACACUGGCCGCAUCAACACCGCUCCGUCCCGGUUUUCCUUCUAUUCGUCCACGAUGACGGGGAAACCUCCGUCGCCCACCGCGACGAAACGUUUGCGAUGGGCAACCCAGCGGGUUCCUGGGGUGGAAGCCGUACGGAAGAGGGACACGAUAAUGAGGGCUUUAUCAAUCUCGCGAAGGUCACCGGAAAAGAUGGAGG